GGAUUAUUUGGAAUAAUGAUCCCCCCGAGGCCUGCCUGCCUAUGUCUCCCCACCCGCCUCCCGCCCCUAGGUAAAAGCGGGGUAAAAGCAAGAAGCCGCGGAGUCUCGCUUCUGGGCUUUCGAGGCGGGCGGGCGCUUGUGUGGUUGAGGCUCCUCGCACCCCGCACAGCCUCGCCUGAGCUCCUCUCUCCUAUUGGCGAGGAGGCAGAGCACCGGGCCGCCUCGCUCCCCCGCUCCCUUGUGCGCAGGCUCGGCUCUCGGCGCAAGAUGGCGGCGGCGGAUAAACAGAAACAUGAGCACGGGCGGGUGAAGAUAGGGCACUACAUCUUGGGGGACACGCUGGGCGUGGGCACCUUCGGCAAAGUCAAGGUUGGCAAACACGAGCUGACUGGGCACAAAGUGGCCGUGAAGAUCUUGAACAGGCAGAAGAUUCGCAGCCUUGAUGUGGUGGGGAAAAUCCGCAGAGAGAUCCAGAACCUGAAGCUUUUCCGGCAUCCGCACAUAAUCAAGCUGUACCAAGUUAUCAGCACCCCAUCCGAUAUAUUCAUGGUGAUGGAAUAUGUUUCAGGAGGUGAACUGUUUGAUUACAUCUGUAAAAAUGGAAGGCUUGAUGAAAAGGAGAGUAGACGUCUGUUCCAGCAAAUCCUUUCUGGUGUGGAUUAUUGCCAUAGGCAUAUGGUAGUGCAUAGAGACUUGAAACCUGAAAAUGUACUGCUUGAUGCACACAUGAAUGCCAAGAUUGCCGAUUUUGGCCUCUCAAAUAUGAUGUCAGAUGGAGAAUUUUUAAGAACAAGCUGUGGUUCUCCUAACUAUGCUGCUCCAGAAGUAAUUUCAGGAAGGUUAUACGCUGGUCCUGAAGUGGAUAUAUGGAGCAGUGGCGUUAUUCUCUAUGCUUUGUUAUGUGGAACACUUCCGUUCGAUGAUGAUCAUGUGCCAACUCUUUUUAAGAAGAUAUGUGAUGGUAUCUUUUAUACGCCUCAGUACCUGAAUCCAGCAGUAAUUAGCCUUUUGAAACACAUGCUGCAGGUGGAUCCCAUGAAAAGAGCUACAGUCAGAGACAUAAGGGAACACGAAUGGUUCAAGCAAGACCUCCCCAAGUACCUCUUUCCCGAGGACCCGUCUUACAGUUCAACGAUGAUUGACGACGAAGCCUUAAAAGAGGUCUGCGAUAAAUUCGAAUGCACAGAGGAGGAGGUGCUGGGCUGCCUGUAUAACCGGAACCACCAGGAUCCUUUAGCGGUCGCCUACCACCUGAUUAUAGAUAACAGGAGAAUAAUGAAUGAAGCGAAAGACUUCUAUUUGGCUACGAGCCCACCAGAUUCCUUUCUCGACGAUCACUUCUCCCGCCCCCACCCCGAAAGAGUGCCAUUUUUAGUGGCUGAAACGCCAAGGCAACGCCAUACGCUCGACGAGCUAAACCCACAGAAGUCCAAACAUCAAGGGGUCAGGAGAGCUAAGUGGCAUUUGGGGAUCCGGAGCCAGAGUCGACCCAACGACAUCAUGGCAGAAGUCUGUCGAGCAAUCAAACAGCUGGAUUACGAGUGGAAGGUGGUGAAUCCAUACUACUUGCGUGUUCGAAGGAAGAAUCCAGUGACCGGCACGUAUUCCAAAAUGAGCCUCCAGUUAUACCAGGUCGACAGUAGGACUUACCUAUUGGAUUUUCGUAGCAUUGAUGAUGAAAUUACCGAAGGAAAAUCGGGGACUACCACUCCCCAGAGGUCAGGCUCUGUGACGAACUACAGAUCUUGUCAGAAGGAUUUGGACACUGAAGCUCAAGGAAAAUCCUCUGAUAUGUCUCUUACCUCAUCGGUGACCUCUUCCCUUGAUUCCUCUGCAACCGAGUUAACCCCAAGAUCAGGGAGCCACACGAUAGAAUUUUUUGAGAUGUGUGCAAAUCUUAUUAAAAUACUUGCACAAUGAUUUGUAAGAUUGGCUUUUUUUUUUUACAGCAAUAAGCAUGCCUAAAAAAAGAGAGAGAAAAUCAUAGUCUGAUGCUUCCAGUUAUAAUCAAGUUGUAGUUAACUUCGGCGCUGAGAAGACUAGCCACAUUGCAAUUUGCACAGGAAUUGAACAUACAUUUAAAAGCAGUCUAGACCUCUUAACGUAAUGAAGCAAAUUAUGAUUAGACAGUCACUGUUGUGAUAACAGGUACAAAAAAAAAUAUAUGACAGCCUUUUCCAGCAAGAGUUUAUCUUUCAAUGUAUGCACAUUGGGGCUUCAUGGAGUAUUAACCGUGUGGAUCAUUUUUGUAGUAUGUAUUUCUAUUGCUGAUAUUAUAUACCUGUUACAGUAUAAGUGGUCACUUUCUAGAUGAGGGGUGACUCUUUGGAUCCCAGCCUUCGGCUGCACCCUCUUCUGUCAGUAUAAGCGUUCUCUUUGUCAAACAGCUCUUGAAACUUGUGGCACUGGUCUCAGGUUUUUGGCAGCCGGUGGUGCGCUGGGAUGAAAAAGGCUAAAGCAACUUCUACUUUUGCUAGUCAAUGUGUUGGACAGAUGCAACUAGGUUGUACGCAGAGUAGACCCAUUAAAAUGAAAGGACUGAAGUUAGUCGCAGCCAUUGAUUUAAAAGCGUCUACUCUGAGUAAACCUUAGUUAGAGGCAGCCCAAUGUCAGAAACCUUAUGCAUUUGAGUUCUGCAUAAAGCAUAAGAGUGAAAAUUGUAACGCCAAAUAGAGUCAAUCAAAGCAGUGUUGGGUUAGAUAUUGUGAUAAGAGUGGAAGCAAUGGGUCGGGAUCUAAAGAAUCCCGGAACCUGUUUUUGAGUUUGAGGGCGGUUUUAGGCGUGACUUUUCUUGAGCAGCCACUGCAUAUGCCACACAUGUUUCAGAAGCAUUUCAGGGACCUCUGUUUAGUUGGGGGAGCAAUUCAGAAUUCUCACCACACUUAGUGCAGGCUCUUGCUUGUGGGAUUUAGUCAAGAACUGCAGAGAGCAGGGAUGGAAAAUCUUAGCCCCAUGGACUGGAUGCAGCUCAUAACCAGAGUUCAUCCAGCCCGUGGGGCCCCUCUUGACCAUCAGCUGCUCUGUAGGGUGAGAAAAGGCCUUUGAUGUUGUGCAAAGUCUGCAAUUCCAGCUCCUUCCUCUGCAAAUAGAUCUGCUGGAAUGUGGCCCCCAACAGCUAAUGCGGCCCUCAGCCCCCCCAAAAAAUAUUAUCCACCCCUGACUUAGGGAAAGGGGCUCUCCAGCCUCUGGUGCUACCGAUCUUUAAAGUAAAGAAUAGACUUGGUAGGUUCACAACUGUGUAGAUUCAGCGACCCAUGUGUCAUACCGGUAGCUAGUGAACAGCUUCCUGCAUGCUACUUACAGGAUGUGGCUCCUGUGCCUGCACCCAAUGAGCAUGUGGCUCAUCAGACAGUCCCAAGCAGAUUAGUGCAUGCAGUUCUAGAAUCUUGCACUGAGAAUUCCUUGGCGCCCUGUUUUCAUACGGCUUUCAUAUACAGAUUUUUGGCAGAUUACUCUUCUGGUAAUGGCCUGUGUUGCAUAAAUCACUUUUUUUACACAACUUUUUAAAUACUGAAUUCAGAUUUCUAAAAAAUAAUAAGUAGCUUUGGUUCAGUUUUGAAAUGUACAGGAACCUCUUGAUUAAAAAAAAUGAGCGAGCAGGUUUGGCUGCUAGAAACGCAAGUGUGCUUUUCAGUAAUGAACUGCAAGUGUUGACAGAAUGGCCAGCAACAGCAAAAAGCAGCUGGGUGCGCUGUGGGUUUUUUAAAUGUUUAUUUGAUGAAUUUACUCCAAAGAACACAUUGAUUUAAAUGUUUUUUGUGUGCGUUUUUUUUUUUUAAAGAAUUGCAGAAGAAUAUGCCAGUGGAAAUACUACAUUUUUCCAAUCAUUGCCCAGUGCAGACAUACCAAUCAUGAUCAACACAUAGUUUGGCCUGUUGCCUUAAUCCUGGUUAGGAUUUCAAGCAUACCAAACACACAGUGAAGCUACAUCUUAGCUUGCCAAGCUAAGUCCCGCCCCAAAUAAUAAGGUACAGAAGACUUGCCUUUCACCUUGCAAGCAGGUAGUGCAUUGCCUAUGGUGCUUUGCGGAUGUAGAACUUUCACCAUGGUUAACGCAAACUGUUUUUGCACCUUAGUUUGUAGCCGAUCCUUAACCAUGAUUUAGGUCAGCCUUCCCCAAACUGGUGUCCUUUCAGAUGUUAUUGUACUAUGACUUUAUUAUCUCUGACCAUUGUCUCCUGGCUGGGGGCGAUGGGAUUUGGAGUCGAUAACAACACCCAAAGGGCAUCAAGUUGGUUAAGUAUGAUUUAAGUGUUCAGACAGUUAAGGAAAACACAACCAUGUUAAGUGUUAUGUUUGCUGCACAGUACCUGCAGAUCACAGAAAACGGAUCUCUUAUUCAUUCAUUUUGGUGGUAAUCUUCCAAAUGAAUUGUGCCAGCAAUAAAUAGAAAACCACCGAAGGGAACAAUCCUGUUUGAGCUGAUAUAUUAUUAAUCUGGAUCUGCUAAUGGGAGAAUUUAUAACAAUAAUUUCUCAGCGUAAUGAGCUGAGAUAUGAACAAGCCUUUUAUGCUGCCUCUUCAUUCCUUGCUUUGUGAUAGGAACAAACCAAACGAGAAGCCUUCAAUUAAUUAUAGUUUCCUGUUUUGUAUGAACAGAGAAACCAUGGUUAACAGCUUCAGAACAAGGCACUAUUUUCAACCAAAUUUAAGCAGUGGUUUAAUACCUGGCCUGUUGGGUUAUCCGUACUUUUCCAAUUAGGACAAAAUGGGAAACUAUACUUAAUGGAAAGCUUCCUGAUUUCCUUGCUAGCUAAUGCGAAGGGGCUUUGUAACACUUGUUCACAGCUUGCCUUUAAACCAAGGUAAUGAUUGUCCCAACAUAGUCAAUAUCUGCGCUUGAAUAUGCACUGAGUUAGAAUAAACAUGCAGCUGCUUAAGCUCACAUCUGCUGCAUGAAUUCACGCACUGUCGACUGUCGGUAGUUUAACUAGAAGGAAGUUGGACCAUUGCAUGGCUUAUUAUGGUGUCAAAAGCCCAUAAACUCCAGCUACUUGGGAAUCUUGCCGUGCCCUGGUCUUUCAGAGCCAGAUACAUCGAGUGGUCUUCUUACAUCACAUUUUCCGCCUAUUUUCAAACAGUGACAUAACUUUCCAGAAUGCAGCAAUGUCUUUAGAGUGGAACUUGAGCAGCGAUCUGUAAUUUGUCCUCCCAAAGGAGAGAAAGUGUGUGUGUGUGUGUGUGUGUGUGGUCAGAAGGGAGGGGGCUUUAAAGGAACAAGGGGUAUGUACUGCUGCUGCGAUGCCGUAAGAGAGAGAGAGGUUGUCUUGGGGGACCAAGCAACAGUCCUACCUUUUAUAUAAAUACCUUUUAUGUCUAGUUCUGCUGCACCUAUUCAGUAAUUGUGAUUUUAUUUUUGUUGUUGUUAAUAGUGCACUUGGCAAAAUGAUAUGAACACGCUCUUCCCCGCCCCUUUAUUUGCUGGGUAGCUUUCCUAGGAUGUGUUCAGAAACCAACCCGAAAGCUCUCUUUGGCCAACGUCAGACAAUAGUGGGCACAAGCCAUAAGCAUCGCUGCUGCACAUCGUCCUGUCUUAUCUCUGUGGGAUAUGCAGCCCAAUUGUAUGCAUGUUUCUGUGGAAGUCCCACUCAGUUCAAUGGGGCUUAUUCCUAAUUCUGCUUGCGUUAGGACUACAGCUUCAGUGAGACUCCUAUACAAGCUCCAUUGAGAGGGAUGGGACUGGGAAGAUAUAUGCCAGCAACAUCUGUCUUUGCACUGGGAACAAUAUAUGUCAUUUUUGGUUUUGUGCUACCGGGUUGUAUCCAGUGUUAAUUCUUACAUAAAGCAGAACCAUUGAAGUUAAUGGGCAUUAAUUUGGGGCCUUUAAUUCUAAUGGGUCUGUUCCCAAAUUUAACUUGGUUGGAUACAUCCUUUAUAUUAUCAUGGUCCCUAGGACUAAAUACAUAGCAGAAGGGUACCGUUAUUUAAUCUUAAAUGGCCAGUUUUAAAUUUUUUUUUAAAAAAAAUAGUUUUUGGCCAUGAAACAUUCUCCUUCUAUUCCAUUCUUUUAAAAAUAACUUUCCCCUGCCUCCCCAAAGUGCAGGCUAUCCAGUGUGUAUUAUUCAAGCAAAAAACAACCCUUUUUCAUAGUGUGUGUUUUUUUUACACUUACAGUAAAAUAUUGAUGUUGUAAUUACUUCUUUUUUGUGUGACCCUGUGAGGUCACCUUACAGUUGACUUUUCUUAGUGGUAUGUUAGGAUAGGGCAAUAGAUGGUCAUGCAACAAGAGGAACUGCUUUGUAAAAGAGACAGCCAUGGAACUGUGAAGGAAAAAAAGGGCUUUCUCAACAGCAACUUCAAAAAUAAAGUCAAUAGGGAGCAUCAUGUUAAUUGGCCAAGUACCGUCAAAUGAUUUGUUUUUACUGAAAUUCAUAAUCAGUUGCGAGGUGUGUGUGUGUGUAUAAAACUGUCCACGUGCAAUGUAAUUUAACACUGGUGAGAGGGUAGAAGUCCAUCUUUGUGGUGCAAUAUUUUCAAAAGACCAACUUUCGUAUGUGUUCUGACAUUUUAUGUGUUUCAGUACAAGCUUUUGAGAUACUUUCUUUUGUCAAUUGAUUUUACCAUUGUAUAGCUUAUGACAUGGAUGACCACCUUCUCUUACAAACAAGAUGUGCCUACUUCUAUUGCGGAUUUCUUUUUUCUUUUUCGGCAAUACUGAAUGAAACAAAAAUGCUUGUGAUAGCUGUAUAUGACUUGUUACUUUUAAUAAACAUUAAAUUGUAUGCAAGUAAA
This is a messenger RNA of Podarcis muralis (Common wall lizard), 6732 nucleotides long. RefSeq names its product protein kinase AMP-activated catalytic subunit alpha 1 (gene PRKAA1). The record is from RefSeq and is a predicted model, not a curated record. Gene Ontology annotation, cellular component: cytoplasm. Gene Ontology annotation, molecular function: ATP binding; AMP-activated protein kinase activity. Gene Ontology annotation, biological process: protein phosphorylation; intracellular signal transduction. NCBI's taxonomy places the organism in Eukaryota, Metazoa, Chordata, Lepidosauria, Squamata, Lacertidae.